Molecule: messenger RNA, 3262 nt
Organism: Dreissena polymorpha
Lineage: Eukaryota; Metazoa; Mollusca; Bivalvia; Myida; Dreissenidae
Product: beta-1,4-galactosyltransferase 3-like
Exons: 7
Coding region: 168-2120 (650 amino acids)
Biological process (GO): carbohydrate metabolic process; glycosphingolipid biosynthetic process
Molecular function (GO): N-acetyl-beta-glucosaminyl-derivative 4-beta-N-acetylgalactosaminyltransferase activity
Source: RefSeq, a predicted model, not a curated record
CGAUAUAACAGCCUACCGGUUCAAGGAAUGAGUUGAGUGUGUGCCGAUAUUGUGUUGAAUGCCUGUUCGUGUGUGUUGUUGGUGUACUCGUGACGGAUUAUUUAUUAAUGCAGAUAAUUCAGUGUUUUGGGAGAAGUAUUUAUUUCUUGGGUACAGCAAUCUUAUAAAUGCAUCGUGAAAUGUCGCACGGUAGGCGAUCACAUGUUCACGUCACCAAGAUUGUCGUUUUGGUGGUGCUGCUCCUAGUCGCAUUCCAAUACCUCCUGAACGCCUUAUUCUUGAAGCCACAGUCGUUCCUGGUUCUCCGCAUCACGCACACGUCCGCGGAGACAGAGGUGAAAUCGCCGUUGCCUUACAACCUGAACGCACGUAACAUAACACCCGCAACGCUUGGUAACGUGACGCUAGAGAGAUGCCCCGUUUUACCGCCAUUAUUGCAUGGUCACGUGGAGGUAGACAAACGGGUUCCGUCAUGGACGUCGCUGGAAGAGAAAUUCCCGAGUCUCCUUAAGGGUGGUCACUCGCGGCCGCCAGGGUGCGUCGCGCGCCACAAGGUCGCGAUUGUGAUCCCGUUCCGGGACAGGGAUAUCCACCUUAAGAUAUUUCUCAACAACAUUCACCCGUUCCUGCAGAAGCAGCAGCUAGACUAUGCGAUAUUUGUCGUUGAAAUGGCUGUGAACGUCACUUUCAACCGAGCACUGCUGAUGAACAUUGGCUACCUAGAGGCAUUAAAGGACUAUGACUAUCAGUGCUUCGUCUUUCACGAUGUCGAUCUCCUACCGGAAGACGAUCGCAACCUGUACUCGUGUGAACAGAGUCCCCGUCAUAUGUCUGUAGCUGUAGACACCUUGAAUUAUAAACUUCCAUAUGCACAGCUGUUUGGCGGUGUAAGUGCCAUUUCCCGAGAGCAUUUCCAGGCCAUUAAUGGUUUUUCCAAUCUCUACUUCGGAUGGGGCGGGGAAGAUGAUGACAUGUACAGAAGGAUUCUGUACAGUGGUUUGACAGUGACUCGCUAUGCUCCCACAGUGGCCAGAUAUAAGAUGUUAGUCCAUGCCAAAGACAAGUCCAAUCCGGACAGAUUCCAUUUACUUCGCACCACUAAGGCUCGACGCUUACAAGAUGGCGUGAACAACCUGAAGUACACAGUUCUGAAGAAAGAAUAUCGCCCAUUGUACACCUGGAUAUUAGUCAGUGUCAAUGUGACAGAAAUUCAAAACGAGAUUUCACAUAAACCAAGCGGCAGCCCAUUGGUAAAUAAGACAAACUCCAGUGCUUCAUCUGUUAAUUCCAUAAAAGCUACCAACGAAACAGAACAUUCGAAAACAGACGCUAAAUCCGAAAUUCAGCAACCGGGAGCUAACAAAGCACAGCUAGCUCAACCGGCAGCUACAAAACUGGUUUUAGGUCGGUUAAGACCGGUUAGGAUUAGCUGGAUACCAAGGGGAUUUGUUGGCAAUUUGCCAGAAAAUCUGACCAAAGUGGAUCCGUUGCCUGUUAUAGAGACACCAAAGGUUGCAAAAACGGUAGAGGAGUUGAAACAACAGCAACUUGCAUUAAGGGAACAACAUGAAAAUAAGACAAACAACAUCGACAGUGUGAAUAGAACAAACGAAGAUAUCGAUCCUAAACAGCAGGUGUUAGAUCUGUUGCAGAAGAUGCAUCAACAGCAGCAGCAACAACAACAACAGAAUGAACAACACAGUGAUCAGAUGUUUUCGCAACAACAACAACAAAAGCAGCAACAACAAAUCAUAAAUAGCAAUCAAAAUGACCAAAUUAACAAUGAGAAUGAGCGUCAGAAACAAUAUACGUUAUUACAAAGUAAUUUUCAAAAUAGUUUACAACAAAACUCAGAAGCACUACAGGUGGUAGUCGAACAACAGAUUAUAGACCAAGACCGUGAAUCUCAACAACAAACUGCCUUGCAGAGUAAUGUGCUGCAGAUUCAAGAGAAACAACAUCAACAACAACAACUGCAGCACCAACAACAUCAGCAGCACCAACAACAGCAGCAACAGCAGAGACAACCAGAACAACAAGAGCAGCAACAUCAUCAACAACAGCAACAACAACGUCAGCGGCUAUUGUCUUCAGACUCCAUUGUUGUUGUAACCAGUUGACCCCCACAUUAGUAUAGUGAUUAACAACUUUCAGUCCCCUAAAACUAGUUUGCAGACAGACCGGGCGGAAAACAGAACAGCUGCGGGAUGAAUGGAAAUAAAGCGAAGAUGUGUCAGUGACUAGUAUAAUGGACUAUCAAGAAUUAUGAUCUCACCACAGUGAAGUGGUAGUGCAGCUGUUGACAGCCUUCGAUAUGGAUGUGAUAAAGGUCGGACCAAAUAAGACUCUUCCUGGGAAAACUAUGCUUAAUGCAUAUGCGUCAAGUGUUGUCCCAGAUUAGCCUGUGCUGUUCGCAUAGUCUAUUCAUGAACUACAGUUUUCGCUUUUAUGUUAUUAUGGUUUUAAUUUAGUAUCUUCUUAAUAAAAAUCCUGUUCAGGCAGAAAGUGUCGUCCCUGAUUAGCAUGUGUGGGCUGCACAGGCUAAACUGGGGUGAAACUUUACGCACAUGCAUUAAAGCCCAGGUUUUCAGAGCGGGACUAAUAUAGAUGUGAUAAAAGUCUAAAUAAUUCAAAUAGUGAUUUUUACGCAAAGAAAUGUGAUAUCGUUUGAGAAUGGAAACAAAGAGUAUAUGUAACAAGUGUUAAAAUGGUUGAACUUAGUUCUAAGUAUUACUAAUAAUUUAUAACCCUGUGCAGGACUAUCAACCUCUGGCGCAGAAACAUUUUGUUGAAUUCAUAUGCAUUUUGUAUAUAGAUAGUUUUUAAUGUUCAUUAUUUCCAUUAAUCGUAAAAAAUAUGUCUUUAUAACCUUUUUGGCUAUAUACGGAAACAAGGUUCGUUUGAUAUACAUGUAUCAAAUCUGGUUCAAUCUAUUUUCUUCAAAUAUUUUGAAAGAUAUUAUCGAAGGGCUUUGUAUUGUUUUAAGAAUGUUUGUUCAGGAACAAAUCGUUUGCAAAUGGGAAAAUUUACGCGAUGAGCCCUUCAAUAGACAUGAUAAUUUGUAACAACGAGAGGAGGCUACAGGAAACACUAAAAGUGGGCAUUAUGCGCUGCAUUUGAACCUUCAAAAUAUAGCAAGAACAAUAUAUCAAAUCAUAAAUGUAUAAAUGUGAGGCAAUUUCUUUGUUUCCGGGACAAAGCCAUUCUUUCACUCACUUUAGUGUUUUUUAUUUUAAUAAAAUUAAUAUGCAAAACGUGAAAA